CUUGUUUGGCAUUGUUUUCCAACAGCAUUAGCUCACAUCUGGCAGGAAGUAUCGGCUUUAAAGGCUGCAUGAAGGGUUUCCAGUUCCAAAAGAAGGAUUUCAACUUGUUAGAAGAGCCAGGAACCCUGGGAAUCAGUUAUGGGUGCCCAGAGGAUUCACUGAUGUCCCGCAAAGCGUAUUUCAACGGAGAAAGCUUCAUUGCAUCAAGCCCAAAAAUGUCCCUCCUUGGUGACUUUGAAGGAGGCUUUAAUUUCCGGACACUGCAGCCCAACGGGCUGCUGUUUUACUAUUCUGAAGGAUCAGAUGUAUUAUCCGUCUCUAUGGACAGAGGUGCUGUGGUUUUAAACGCAAGUGGAACCAAAAUUCAAUCACCAGACCGAAAUUACAACGAUGGAAAAACCCACUUCGUUGUUACUUCCAUCACCCCAGAAAGUUAUGAGCUGACUGUUGAUGACAAGAAGCAAAGCAAGAAAAACCCAGCAAAGGACAGAGGAGGGAAAAGCCUGGACAGCGUCAAGAAGUUUUAUUUUGGUGGCUCUCCCCUCAGAACGCAGCAAGCCAACUUCACUGGCUGCAUAAGCAACGCUUACUUCACUAGGUUGGAUCGAGAGGUUGAAGUGGAAGAUUUCCAGCAGUACUCUGAGAAAGUUCAGGCUUCUUUGUAUGGAUGCCCUGUUGAAUCUCCUCCAGUUGCUCUUCUCCAUAAGAAAGGAAAAAACUCAUCAAAAGCCAAAGGAAACCGUAAUAAAAAGGUGGGAAGAGACAAAGACAAGAUUUCACAGCCUUCAACUGGCCUCAAAAAACUGUAUCAAGAAGUGAAUAUGCAAAGAGACCCUCAGUGCCACUUGUCCAUGAAUCCCAAGGCAACUGAACAUGCAUAUCAGUUUGGAGGAACAGCAAACAGCCGGCAAGAAUUUGAUCACAUACCAAAAGAUUUCAGUCAAAGAGCUCAGUUCUCUAUCAGUCUGAAAACUCACUCAUCUCAUGGAAUGAUUUUCUACAUCUCGGAUCAAAAAGAGACCAACUUCAUGGCCCUUUUCGUUGCUCAUGGCCGACUCAUUUUUAUGUUUAAUGCUGGUCAUCAGAAGAUAAGGAUUAAGAGCCAAGAGAAAUACAAUGAUGGCCUUUGGCACAAUGUGAUAUUUAUGAGAGCCAAAAAUGUUGGUCGCUUGAUAAUUGAUGGUCUCCGAGUACUGGAAGAACCUUUUGGCGGUAAUGCUAAUACCUGGCAAGUCACUGAACCACUCUACAUUGGAGGUGUAGCUCCCGGAAAAGCUGUAAAAAAUAUCCAGAUUAACUCUGUCUACAGUUUCAGCGGAUGUCUCAGCAAUUUACAGCUCAAUGGAAAAUCAAUUGCUUCAGCUUCGCAGACAUUUAGUGUAACGCCUUGCUUUGAAGGCCCAUCAGAAGCAGGAACAUACUUUUCAUCAGAAGGAGGAUAUGUCGUCCUUGAUGAAUCCUUCAGUUUAGGCCUGAAAUUUGAAGUUGUUUUUGAAAUACGUCCCCGAAGUAGCUCAGGAAUUCUACUGCAUGGUCACAGUGUGAAUGGAGAGUACUUAAAUAUGCACAUGAGAAAUGGACAGGUUACUGUGAAACUGAAUAAUGGAAUCAGGGAUUUUUCAACUUCAGUGACACUGAAACAGAGUCUCUGCGAUGGGAAGUGGCACCGAAUUGCAGUUAUUAGAGAUGCUAAUGUGGUGCAGCUGGAUGUAGACUCUGAAGUCAACCAUGUGGUAGGGCCACUAAAUCCAAAGGCAAUUGACCACAGGGAGCCAGUGUUUAUUGGAGGCGUACCAGAGUCUCUGUUAACAUCCAGCCUGACUACCCGCAACUCCUUCAUUGGCUGCAUUCGUAACUUCAUGAUUGAUGAAAAACCAGUGAGUUUUAGUAAAGCAGCUUUGGUUAGUGGUGCUGUAAGCAUCAAUACCUGUCCAGCAGCCUGAUAGUGCACUGCAUCAAUCUCAUAAAGUUCCUUAGACCACAGAAAAGAAAAAUAGAAAAAAAGAAACCAUGUUUGUCGAGAGAAGAAGAAUGAAAAUAUCAAGGAUCCAUCUACAGAAAGCAGUAUGUUUAAGGUUUACUUUAUGUGCAAACAAAAAUCACUGAAGAAUAAAGGGCUGUUGCUUCUGCACUUCUCUUACUAUACCACAAGAGUGAGCUUUACCAUUUCUUAUAGUGUAUGUGUGGCCAGUCUGUUACAUGAAAAUGUGGGAUUGUAAAAGAAAUGAAAAUUAUAUUAAAUAUGUUACUUUCAAGAUAGAUCCUUUACAUCAUUUCAUUCCAUACCUUAGGUCACCCUUUUUGCAGGAAAAGAUCUGCUAAGGCACAUUAAAGAAUA
Molecule: messenger RNA, 2338 nt
Organism: Leptosomus discolor (cuckoo roller)
Lineage: Eukaryota; Metazoa; Chordata; Aves; Leptosomiformes; Leptosomidae
Source: RefSeq, a predicted model, not a curated record